AUGCCGCCGGCUGUCGUGCCCGUCGAAGACGGCGGCUGCGGCGGCGCCAAGGAGGAGGCCGUCUGCGAAAGCUGCCACGUCGCGUGGUCGGCGUGGCUGACCCGCCUCGGCCGGUGCCUCCUCGCCUCCACGCUCCACCCGUGUCACGCCGCGCUCGGCCUCUCCCCGCCGCCGGCGCCCUGCUUCGCCUCUUUCCCCGCCGUCGUCCGGGGCACGCUCUUCCUCCCGUCAACCGGCGACCGCCGCGUCCGCCUCUUCCUGCACGAGCACGCGGCGCCCGCGGAGUCCGCCGCGCCCGCGCCGAUCCUGGUCCUCGACCUGCCGGCCGGCCUCGUGGGCGCGGACAUCGCCGCCGCCGGCAGGAUCGUGCUCGAGUGCCAGCGGGAGUGGGCCGGCAGCGGAGGCGCUCUCCUGGAGUCGCCGAAGUGGCUGGUGUACUGCAACGGCAGCCGCGUGGGGUUCGCGGCGAGGCGGGAGACCAUGUCCGACGGGGAGGGGUGGGCGAUGGAGAAGCUCUGGGCCGUGACCGCCGGCGCGGGGCGGCUUCCCGGCGGAGGGGUGGAGUACCUGCGGGGCCAGUUUGAGAGGAUCGUCGGGUCGGCCGAUGCGGAGUCGUUCCACCUCGUGGAGCCGCUGGGGUGGCUGGGAGUUCACGGCGUCGGCGGCCUUAGCGUCUUCUUCCAUCGGAUUUGAUGGAAAACUACAUUGAACUUUUGCAUAUACAAGACGAGGUGCCAAUUGGCUACUUACCAUCAAACUCUUCACAAAUCAGUGGAUGGAAACAAUUUUUUUUCCUUUGUGCUCCACAGCUAUCAGAAGCAGUAAGUUAAGAGCAUUCAUGGUGGUGCACGGUGUGACAAAUACAGUAUUCUUUUCUUCUUUCCAAAACGGAAUUACCCAUGCACCCAA
Molecule: messenger RNA, 909 nt
Organism: Triticum urartu
Lineage: Eukaryota; Viridiplantae; Streptophyta; Magnoliopsida; Poales; Poaceae
Product: protein MIZU-KUSSEI 1-like
Biological process (GO): hydrotropism
Source: RefSeq, a predicted model, not a curated record